AUGACGACCAGCGAUGAGAUGGGCACCUUCUGUCACGACCAUAUCCAACAUCCGUUGAUGUGGUGUGAUGAGAAGAAGCGACUGGUCGAGCGAAAGAAUGCUGAGGAGAGCUUGCGCAUGUGGAGGCGUCGCAAGGCAGAGGAAGUGGCGCGCAAGGAAAAGGACAAACAGGAGUACUACGACCUGUUCCUGCAACACUGCCCGUGGGGGCGACCAGGCGGAGGUGCACCCAAUGUGGAUGUGCGCCGCAAGGAUAUCACAGCCGUAGGUCUGCAUUCGACGCCAACAGUGACCGCCGCACAUCGGAUCAACUCACUGCAUCCGUGCCGCUAUAGCGAGCUAUUCUCCACCCAAAAGAAGUGCCACAAUAAUCCACUGGCCGCCUACCAUCAUCACCAUCUCCUUCACCCGACCCCGGCGCCCACAGGUGCCCGUCUAGCCCAUGCACACUCCAUACACCAUCUGCAGGAGAGCGGGCCACGGAGCAGCACCGUGACGAUUUGUGAGCGAGAGAUGCCGCCAAAGCCCAACGUGAGUCUUGGGGGCACGGCCAAGAAUGGUGAGAGACACGUGGACAUUGAGCUCCGCUACAAGCCGUCGCCUCAAUGCAAGGGAAAGCCGCUGCUUGACAAGAUCGUGGUCAGCGAGAGCGAUCGGUGCCCCCUGCAGAGUGCACACCAGGAGAAGCUGGCAUCGCAGAAAAAGAAGCUUCAGGCCAAGCUAGAAAAGCCGCCCAGCAAAGAGCCCUGGGGAAAGGCGGGCCCGGGAGGCAAACCCUGGCGCAGUCCCAAAGAAGUAGGCAACACUUUUAUGAAAUCUCUGGGAUGGACCAACAAGGAAAUGCUAAAGGAGCUAGAUCAAGACAACCCUGUGACUCCAGCAGAGAAGUCCACUUUCCGAAAAUCACGCGCCCCCAAGCAGAUCAAAAUGCAGCGCUGUUGCGAACUCUGCACCUGCACCUGUCCCGCCAUGAACAGUCCCCAAAGGGCUCUAUCUAAAAAAGUGCCCCCGGCUCCUGUCUGCGGACUAGGCUCGCCACCUAAGCUGCUUCAUCCACCCAAGCCCGUGAAGUUGUGUCCGCGUCUGGCUCGUCACUGCACCAUAAUGCCAGGACGUUCAGGUCCUUGUCCAGUAGCAAGCACAAGCACCACCACAGCUACCCCAGAUGCUAGCACUGCGGCAGGGGCAGGUGGUGCUGGCGGCGGAGUGGAGCUGGUGCCGUUGCUGGCACGGAGACGGGCUAUCAACCGGCCCAUCAGCCUGUCCAGCACUGACGUGACAAAGCGGACUCCCUCGCAUGAUAGGUACGCAUCCAAGCACAAGACAAAGAACAGCAAAUGCAACAACAACAGCCAUAGCAAAUGCAAAAGCAACAGCAAUAGCAAUAACAACAGCAACAAUAACAUCAACAGCAUCAUUAAGAACAUCAGCCACAUGAAGCGGCUGCCAAAGAACUUGAAUUGCAAGUUGCAGUGUUGCAGCUGCGCCUGCGGCAACAGUGCCACGGCCACGGUCUGCUGCCUCAAGCGUCUGACGUUGCACAUACGCUAG
This is a messenger RNA of Scaptodrosophila lebanonensis, 1551 nucleotides long. Its product is annotated as AF4/FMR2 family member 4. The coding region runs from base 1 to 1551 and encodes 516 amino acids. The record is from RefSeq and is a predicted model, not a curated record. Lineage: Eukaryota; Metazoa; Arthropoda; Insecta; Diptera; Drosophilidae. The transcript has 6 exons.